Diatraea saccharalis (sugarcane borer) is the source of this 1468-nucleotide messenger RNA. Lineage: Eukaryota; Metazoa; Arthropoda; Insecta; Lepidoptera; Crambidae. The record is from the annotation of a GenBank genome assembly.
CUAUCAAAACUGGGAUAUAUCUUGGUAAAUAUCCUAAAAAAAAAUAAAAUAAGUUUUGUAAUAAUUUAAAACAGCAGAUUAUAACUAUAUGUAUGUAAUAAAUUUUUCAUAUAAUAAUAAUGUUACACAAUCACAGAUAAAUUUUCACAUUUUUAUUUACAGACUGUUGAGCUGUUCAAUCAUUUUAGGUGAUGCUUCGUUUCCAUUGUGAAGUAUCUUUUUCAACUUUUCUAUAUAGUCUUCAGGGAGUUUACAUUCAAUUGCACCAUUUAUAAUACAAUCAAGAUAUGUUGUUGAUGGCCUUCUUUCUAGAGGCAGUUCUUCAUCUUCUUUACAAACAGUGGGCCAGUGAGGAAUCAUUAUUUCCUCUUAAAAAUGGACUCCCUGGGCAAAUAUUGCAGGCUAUGCAUACCUCACAGAUAGUACUGGUUGAUAAUGCUCCUAAAGGCACUCAGCUGAAGUUGCUACUUCAAAUAGAGGGAAAACAUAAACUUUAUUUUAAGCCUAAGAGAUAUCAACUAAGUGAUGUUAUAAAUGGCAACAUAUAUGCUGGUUUUGAUCGUCACAAUUCCGAAGUUUUUGCAUAUUAUCUUGCUAUAGUGUUGAAUUUCACAUGGAUAGCACCAUCAGUUAUUAGGAAGAUACAUGUUAAUAAUGAUAUUUUACCUGUAGCAACUAUUGGAUUAAAGAAAACUAUGGUGAAGAAUGCAAGUGGUUCCUUUUGUAUUUAUGGCAAAUGUUAUUACUGUAAAAUAAAUGAAACUGUUUGCCCUGAUGAUAAAGGCCAAAUAGAAGGUGCUGCUAUAUUAUACUUAGACAAAACAUUCAAGAUAUAUAAAUCACCAUGGAGGAGAUCGUAUACCAGUAAAAAAAUGGAGUGGGAGAAGGAUAAUAAUUUUUGUAAAAAAGUAAUCAGUACACAUAGCACAAAACGACUGUUGAACUUAAUAGAUGUAGCAAUAUUUGAUUUCCUAAUACAGAAUGGGGACCGACAUCGAUAUGAGGUCUAUAAAGGAAAAAUCGUACUAUUUGACAAUGGAAAAGGCCUGGGUAAUCCAAUGGUUGAUGAGUUGGACAUAUUAGCUCCACUUUAUCAAUGUUGCAUGUUGUCAUCAUCAACUUGGCAACAUCUGGAAAUGUUAUCAGGCGGAAGCCUCACAGAGACGGUUAAGUUGUUGUCUUCCUUUCAACAAGCGAAGUUGGCUACAGAAGAUCAUUAUAAAGCAGUUGAACGACGAUUGUUAAAAAUUUAUGCUACCGUUCAAUAUUGUAUAGGGAAACAUAGUAGUGCCAAAGUUUUUAAAAACACAUAGCAAUAUGCGAGAAUGGAAAAAGUGGUCACGCACUUUCACAAAACAAAACCUCUAGUAAUAAGUUAUGGUUUAAAUACUCCAUAGCGUAACACAAAAUUAUUUUUUUAAUUAUAUUACAUUGUAGAUGUUUAUAUUUUCAUUAUGUUGCAUGAAUU